AUGAGUUUUCUCAAUCUUCGUGCUUUACGAAUCCAGAAAGCGACAACCGUCGCGGAUCUUUCCGACGAGGCUCUUAUAAAAGUGUUCCAAAGGUGCGACAAUGUGACAAUAUUACGAUGUUCGAACGUGUGUCGUCGCUGGCGCGCUUUGAUUUUCACGGAGGAGCGAAAACCGCAGUCUGUGGUUCGUCGUGCACAGGACACAGUUGGAAUCUUCAUCGUCGAUCGAAGGAGGGCAAUCCUUGAGAAAAUAUGUCCUGGUUCUGAGCCGACGAAACUAACAGCUACUCGUAGUGAAUGUUCACUACUUAUAACGCCUUCGAUUCGAACACCGAGGAUCACUCGAAGUUCUCAUAAUGAUGCUACUCCCAAGGAACCACCUAUUCCCUUGGAAACCACCACGGUAUUUAUGGAAGAUCAAUUUGUAGAUCAAACACAAGCUUCGUGGGCUUUCACAUUUGACUUUUCAACCUGGGCGAGUAAGCAUCACGUUGUUGAGGUAUGUCUCCAGAACUUUUGUUCAUUCCUUGACCGCGAACAUCCACGGAUGGAGUUUCCGGGUGGCAACGGACAUGCAGAUGGCAGCAGCCACGGAAGCUCACCACAUAAUGGUGCUAUGCUCACACCACCAUGGUCCGGAGGCGUUGCUGGUCGUUCACCACCAGGAGAAGGAUGUACUGGUAAUGGAGUUCCUGAUCAGCGUGGCUAUGCAUAUUACCAAUUGCCCUCUGCACGGGCCUUGAUGGCUCACAGCCCUCCUUUGACUGUCAUGGAUGACGAGACAGUAGCAGAACUGACGCGAUUAUCAUCUGGUCGAUUGGAACGCCUAGCGAGCGCGUUACGCGUAAUUCGUCCUUUGCACAUUGUAUUUCGCGAUCACUCGCUCUAUAACCAUCGCCCUACUCUGCUACUGAUAUGGUUUCUCAAGUUGCUCCAACCGUCGGUGCGUCGCGUAACGUUUGACGGCAUUCAAGCUCAUCACCUGAUUCCGUUGCAUAAGAUAUUCGACCUCAGCGGUAUUGAUGAGCUAAACGUCAACCAACCGCGAUUUUCUCCGGCAGUUUGUGUGUCUCAUCGCUUAUUAAUGAACUGGCUGGCGUUGCCGUCACAGCACAGACGUAGACUUCGUAUGCGGCUGUCCGGCUGUCGCACAAUGACUGCGCGUGGUCUUGCUGUCUUUGUGAGGAGCUGGAAAGUCACUCCAGAGCCGUGUUUGUUUGACCAGAUAUCCAUUGAUCUUCGUUCAGUGCCAGUUUAUGAUUUCCUUGCUGAAAUGGAAACUCCAACGAAGGAUCCGGAAGAGCCUGAGGAUUGGCGGCCACCCACGCCACCUGCAGCUGCAUACGGUCAUGGACCAAUGGCAGCAGCAAGCAGAUGGACAAACUGCAAACUCACCGUGAAACACCGCAAAGGCAAUGCCACACUGAAUAUGUGCGUAGCUGAAGGAUUUAUCGUGCUCCAAUGUAAUUCAGUAGGGGAGCAGCGAUCCACACAACAGGCAUCUUCGUUGUGUCGAAGGAGUGUUCUUCCACGACCAUCUUCUUCUCAAUGUUUCGAGGCAAAAACGAAAGGCGGUUCGCUGCCACGUUCCGAUCAAUCACCGUUGAAACGAAUCGACACAGAUCCGCUACACCGUAGUUCCUCGGUGCUCGACAAGAUGUUCGGCUUCUUGCUGCGUUCAAACGCAUAA
Molecule: messenger RNA, 1689 nt
Organism: Ostertagia ostertagi
Lineage: Eukaryota; Metazoa; Nematoda; Chromadorea; Rhabditida; Trichostrongylidae
Source: the annotation of a GenBank genome assembly